Messenger RNA from Pseudophryne corroboree (corroboree frog), 3698 nucleotides. RefSeq names its product BCL2 like 14 (gene BCL2L14). Lineage: Eukaryota; Metazoa; Chordata; Amphibia; Anura; Myobatrachidae. Bases 466 to 1317 code for a protein of 283 amino acids. The transcript is spliced from 7 exons. The record is from RefSeq and is a predicted model, not a curated record. Gene Ontology annotation, biological process: regulation of extrinsic apoptotic signaling pathway.
CAGUGAAUCAACAACGCUGACUCACUCCCUUCUGACCCAACAGACGCCCACAAGGUGUGGUGUCAGGCUAUAGUGUGACACUGACAGUUCCUGCUGCACACUGGGGCUGUGAGGAGACACUGGAGCUAUUACUGUGCGUGACAGAUAAACCUGCAGGAUUUCCUGCUGCUGGCUCCUGCAAGACCGUCUAAACCCAAAUACUUUCAGUACAGACUUUCCCCAUUUUGUCCGAUCUCCCGGAGGCACAGAGGGGUCGACGUCCGAUAUCCCGGAGGCACAGAGGGGGCGACGUCCGAUAUCCCGGAGGCACAGAGGGGGCGACGUCCGAUAUCCCGGAGGCACAGAGGGGGCGACGUCCGAUCUCCCGGAGGCACAGGAACAGGUGAGAGAUCCUGGGUGUGUGCACCUGGCGCCAGGUGGAAAAGGAAUUCCUGUAAAUCAGUUGCUGUCUUGCGCUCCGGCACAAUGGUUUCGGUACAAGAGAGUGGGAUGGACGAGAUCCCCCUCCAGGAGGAGGAGACUACUAUGGAAUACAGGGUGAUGAUGGCGUAUGCCCAACGGACCAUGCCCGCCAGCAAAUACCAUCACCUUCUCGGUAAGACGCCGUCCGGGCAGGGGGCAGAGGAAGUCACCUGUAACGGGGAAGGCCAUAGGGUGGAAGAACGCACCCCCCGACAGAAGGACAAAAAGAAGAGUCUGCGUAAAUGGCUGACCCCCCAAUGUCUGCGAGCGCCAAGCUACAAGAGGAAAAAAGGACGCCACGCACCAGAGGACAUGUGGAACCCGUGUGCAGUAGAGAAUCCAGAUUUGGAACGAACCAAAGCCAUCGCCCACAGAUUACAAGAUAUCAUCCAGCGAAUCACAAAACGCAGCCGAGAAGAUGGGGGGUACAGGUGUAUGCAGCGGGCAUGCAGCGUUGAGGCGGACGGAGACGGUGAUGAUGAAUUAAUCGCUAAUAUUGUUGAGAUUCUGCGGUCGUCGGGGGACGCAUUGAACGAGCAGUUAAUGAAAGAAAAGGACAUUUCCCAGAAACUCCAAAGCUCCUGGUCUUACGGCUUCUUCAGGAAACUGGCGGACUAUUACCUGUGCGAUAGUGCGCCCGCCUCGGGGUCAGAGUACCAGCAGCAGACCAGUAAAAUAGCGCUGUGUAUCCACGCCACCACCAAGCUCACCGCGCUAGAUAAUCAACCCAUGAACAAGGUGCUCGGGUUUGGGGUCCGCUACCUUCAGGAGAACUACACCCCCUGGAUUCACAGCCAAGGAGGAUGGGAAAAAGUUAUGGGGGUUAAAGAGGAGGAAGAGGAGGAGGUGGAAUGAGAAGGCCGCAGCGGGACCGGACACCAUUUGGCGCCCUCUGAUCUCUAAGACACCGAAUCCGGCGGCUCACGUGAGAAAAGACGGAAAACCUGCGAGGAAUCAGUCCCCCCCCCCCCCCCCCCCCCCCAUUUCUCUGGGAAAGGACCAAAGUUCGGAGGAAGGGAGAAGUAGAGGACGAGGGCUGCCGGGUUCUGUUGCAGGUCUUCAUUUUAUAUAGACAAUAGUAUUUCAGGACCUGGUUUCUAUUCCAGCUGAAUGUUGGGGGAGGGGGAAAGGGGCUGAGUUGGCGACCUGAGGCCUUAUACGGAGGUAUUUUGUCGGACAAGGUCACCUGUAUUACCAGCAGGCCCUCUGCUUAUCCUUAUCGGACAUGGAUCCAUAAAUACACCAGUGAUAGGAGCCGGGAACUUGGGACUCCAGACUGUCACAUAUGGAAUAUAAGUCAUUCUGACCACGUGUAUGGGGGUCUUAGGAUAUUGCUGGUAUGAGACUCGGGCUCUUUGGUUGAUCAUAAAUAAAAUGUUUGGCAACAGUAAUGGUCGGAUCACAGAACUACUGUACGGGGAAGAGCCAAGUCCUGGGGGAAAAGCUGCUGCAAUCUCCAAGAGACUCCGGACAUGGGAAAAUAUUCAUAUCCCAGCAGGACGAUGCUGCAAAGCACAGAGUGUGUCCGUCGGAGCCAGGAUCUCAUCCCCUAUACUCAAUAGCUUCUGGCAGAUCAUUACAGCCGUCACUCCUCCACGGUAUAAGGAGCAGGCAUCUGACGGUUCUGCUGUUAUAUGGCGGUGGCAGCGUUCGCGGGUGAUCUAAUAACGGAGGGCGUACAGUUAGCAGCAGGCGGUUACAGAGACACCGUUACUGUCAUUAUAGGUGGUCGUUAUCAGGGCCGGUGCUAGGGUGUUCGGCGCCCCCCUGCAAACUAUAAAUUUGCGCCCUCCCAUAUUCCUUUGGCGCGCGCCGGGAAAAGGGGUAUGGUCUCACAAGUAAGGGGCAUGGCCACACAGUAGUACCCCCAUUUAAAAUUACGCCACAAUGUAGCACAAUCUUAUUAAUCUUAUACGUAAUGCCCCACCCGUAGUAGUAGCGUCCUUAUACGUAAUGCCCCACCCGUAGUAGUAGCGUCCUUAUAUGUAAUGCACCCCAGUAGUAGUAGCAUCCUUAUACAUAAUGCCCCUCCAGUAGUAGUAGCAUCCUUAUACAUAAUGCCCCCCGAGUAGUAGUAGCGUCCUUAUACAUAAUGCCCCCCCAGUAGUAGUAGCAUCCUUAUACGUAAUGCCCCCCCAGUAGUAGUAGUAUCCUUAUACAUAAUGCCCCCCGAGUAGUAGUAGCAUCCUUAUACAUAAUGCCCCUCCAGUAGUAGUAGCAUCCUUAUACAUAAUGCCCCUCCAGUAGUAGUAGCGUCCUUAUACAUAAUGCCCCCCAGUAGUAGUAGCAUCCUUAUACAUAAUGCCCCCCAGUAGUAGUAGCAUCCUUAUACAUAAUGCCCCUCCAGUAGUAGUAGCAUCCUUAUACAUAAUGCCCCCCGAGUAGUAGUAGCAUCCUUAUACAUAAUGCCCCUCCAGUAGUAGUAGCAUCCUUAUACAUAAUGCCCCCCGAGUAGUAGUAGCAUUCUUAUACAUAAUGCACCCACAGUAGUAGUAGCGUCCUUAUACGUAGUGCACCCCCAGUAGUAGACGCGUCCUUAUACGUAAUACCCCCCAAUAGUAGUAGCGUCCUUAUACGUAGUGCACCCCCAGUAGUAUUAGCGUCCUUACACGUAAUGGCCCCCCCAGUAGUAGCGUUGUUACACGUAAUGCCCCCCUGUAGUAAUAGGGUCCUUAUAUGUAAUGCCCCCCCAGUAGUGGCGUCCAUAGAGCGCGCGCACAGACAUACCUCACACACACACACACACACACACAAUUCACACAUAUAUACACACACACACACACACACACACACACACACACACACACACACACACACUUCUCUCUCACCCUCCACUUACCUAAUCCAGUCUCCCUCUGUACAGCAGCCAGGUCCGUGUAGCUCCGCCCCCUUAUGGUCCGUUUAGCCACGCCCCCUAUCGUCCCGUGUAGCUCCGCCCCUUCUGUCCCGUACUCGGCGCUCUCACAGUCACACAGAAUUACAGAUGAGAUGAGGUGAGGGGAGGGAGGAGGCGUAUCAUGCUGCAGGUGCCCGCUGCCAGUGCCUGUCAUACAGUGACAGACACAGCAGUGGCAGCAGCAGCAGGAGGGGGGACAGGACGGCGCAGCAGGGAAGGGAUGCAGAGCAGUGGAAGCGCCUAUCCGUCCCAGCGCCUCCCUGCACUGCAUCCCUUCGCUGAGCGGGUAGCGCCGGGCCUGGUCGCUAUUUUGGAUGAAUAAAUGACAAAAUUUAAAAUC